AUGAGAGCCGGGGGGCCGGGGUGCUGUGGCUCGGACCGGGACGGAGGAGGAGCCGGGCCAGAGAUGGAGGCCAAUCUGAGUGUGGCGGCGGAGGUGGAGGUGGAGGCGGCGGCCCCGGGGGCUGCCACGGCGAUGAGGUACAACCUGCCGGCCCUGUUGUUCGGGGUGCUGCUGAUCGUGGUGAUCAUCUGCGGGAACCUGCUGGUGUGUCUCAGCGUGUUCACGGAGAAGGCGCUGAAGACCACCACCAACUACUUCAUCGUCAGUCUGGCCGUGGCGGAUCUGAUGCUGGCUGUGAUGGUGCUGCCGCUCUUCGUCUUCUCAGAGUUUCAGGACGGCGUGUGGACCCUCGGCACAACGGUCUGUGAUGGUCUAAUGACCAUGGACGUGAUGCUGUGCACUGCCUCCAUCUUCAACCUCUGCGCAAUCAGCGUCGACAGGUUCAUCGCCGUUUCAAUCCCUCUCAUCUACAACAGGAAGCACGUGGACAUGCGGCAGACGGUGCUGCUGUCGGCCACCUGGAUCCUGGCCCUUGCCGUGGCCUCACCUGUCAUGUUCGGCAUCAACAACGUGCCUGGUCGCGAUUCCAGUGAAUGUAAACUAGAAAAUGACGACUAUGUCCUCUACUCGUCUGUGUGCUCCUUCUUCAUCCCCUGUCCAAUCAUGGUGCUGCUGUACUUCGGCAUGUUUCGUGGCCUGCGGCGCUGGGAGGAAGCGCGUAAGGCAAAGCUGAAGAACAGCAUCCAGGCCUGUCGCAAGCUGACGGAUGCCGCUACCUCUCUGCCGCCACUGGCCUCAUUGCCACCGCCACUGCCACCCAUCAUAGAGCGGGAACUGACCGAUACUCCAGAUGAACCAUCCACCUUCCCGUCAGCAGAACAGCCUUUCAACUUGUCAGAGUACAAAGACGGCCCUGUGCCGACGGUCAGCUUCGCAGAUAUCAGGUUCAAACCUGACCCUCAAAAGAGAAAUAGGGCCAAGAUCAACAACCGGGAGAGGAAGGCCAUGAAGGUGCUUCCUGUCGUAGUGGGUGCCUUCCUGUUCUGCUGGACUCCCUUCUUUGUCCUCCACACGAUGCGAGCUCGCUGUCAAGACUGCUACGUCCCACCAGGCCUGAUGAGCGUGGUGACGUGGCUUGGCUACGUCAACAGCGCUCUCAACCCAGUAAUUUACACCAUCUUCAACACAGAGUUCAGGAACUUCUUCAAAAAGUUUCUGCACCGCUGCUGCUCCCAGAUCUGA
Limanda limanda (common dab) is the source of this 1242-nucleotide messenger RNA. RefSeq names its product D(4) dopamine receptor-like. Gene Ontology annotation, molecular function: G protein-coupled receptor activity; dopamine neurotransmitter receptor activity, coupled via Gi/Go. NCBI's taxonomy places the organism in Eukaryota, Metazoa, Chordata, Actinopteri, Pleuronectiformes, Pleuronectidae. The record is from RefSeq and is a predicted model, not a curated record. Gene Ontology annotation, cellular component: plasma membrane. Gene Ontology annotation, biological process: adenylate cyclase-inhibiting dopamine receptor signaling pathway; adenylate cyclase-activating adrenergic receptor signaling pathway.